AAAAGUUGCCUGAAACUAACUGAUCUUAGCCGUCCAUAUUGAGGGAGUUUAUACUAACUGUUGAAUCUAAACACCCGCCGCCGGGAAGCAGGGAAGCAAACCCUGAACACCAACCCCGCCGGCGUGCUCGAUUGGCCGAACAAGAGAAAACGCGACCUCGCUGAGCCGCCUCCCGCCGCCACUACUCACCAUCCCCUCCUCCCCCGGCAACGUCGGCCGCCAUGGUGAAGCGGUGGCUCCCCCUGGAGGCUAACCCCGACGUCAUGAACCAGUUCAUGUGGGGGCUGGGGGUCCCGGAGGACGUGGGGUUCUGCGACGUGUACGGGCUCGACGACGAGAUGCUCGCCAUGGUGCCCCAGCCGGUCCUCGCCGUCCUCCUGCUCUACCCGCAGGAUCGGAAGAAGGAAUCCGAUGCUUCGACCACUUCGACAGUGGAGACCAAGGAACCCAACAAGAAAGUAUAUUUUACAAAACAGACUGUUGGCAAUGCUUGCGGAACAAUUGGUAUUAUUCAUGCAAUAGGGAAUGCUGUGUCCAAAAUCAAGCUAGUUGAUGGAUCCUAUUUUCAUAGAUUUUAUAUACAAACUGCUGAUAUGGAUCCUAUCCAGCGUGCUGCUUUUCUUGAGGAGGACCAAGAAAUGGAGGAUGCUCAUUCUGUUGCUGCUGCUGGUGGUGAUACGGAGGCCAAGGAUGGGGUAAUUGAACAUUACGUUUGUUUUUCAUGUGUUGAUGGUGAACUUUACGAGCUUGAUGGAGGAAAUCCGCAGCCGAUACAUCACGGCCCUUCCUCUCCUGAUAGCUUGUUGCAGGAUGCUGCAAGAGUCAUAAAAGCGAGGAUUGUGGAGUAUUCUGAGUCACUCAACUUCAAUGUCAUGGCUCUCUCGAUGAUGUAGUGAAUAUAUGGGUCCAGAGAGAAGGUCUAUUGAUUCACACACACCACUCUACCUCAUCUGCACCGGCCUCAGUUAAGUCCAACUGUAGGAUCAUUUCCGUUAUGCUGGUGUAACAUUGUGAAAUGAAAUGAAAUAAUACGGGAACACAAAAUGAUCAACGCAGACCACAUCCUCUUCAAGCUACUCUUAACUUGCCAUUCCGCUGCACCGAGGAGAUACAUUUGUCUUUUUAAAGUUGCUUGUUGAUGUUUCCCUUUCGACUA
Aegilops tauschii subsp. strangulata is the source of this 1156-nucleotide messenger RNA. Its product is annotated as ubiquitin carboxyl-terminal hydrolase 3. Gene Ontology annotation, molecular function: cysteine-type deubiquitinase activity. Gene Ontology annotation, biological process: protein deubiquitination; ubiquitin-dependent protein catabolic process. Gene Ontology annotation, cellular component: cytoplasm. The record is from RefSeq and is a predicted model, not a curated record. Lineage: Eukaryota; Viridiplantae; Streptophyta; Magnoliopsida; Poales; Poaceae.